AUGAAGUGGGACGACGCAUGUCGUACGUCCAGCUAAACUCAACUCCAUUUUCUCGUGUAUACGCGCGUGGGUUCUUUGAGAAAACAUUGCGACUACGAUCAUCAAGAUUUUCCUUUAUUCAAUCAGUCGUCUAUCAAUAAUUCGUGUAAACUAUCCCUUAUUAUUUAUCGAAAGACUCGUUCUCGUGUACGUGUGGGCGUGCGUCUGCACAACACGACAGCGUAAAAAACUACGUUUACGCGUGCGAUACUGCGAUAUAGGUUUUUUUAGGUCAUCUCUUUGUCUUGCCCAGUAGCGCAUAUUUAUAUACACCUAAUUCGCUGUUUUCUGGAUUCAAUGGAGGCGGAUAAAGAUUAGCUGUCAGCAGCAGCGAGGGAAAUAUUGUAUCGAAUAGUCCUUUAUCCUCCUCCUCUCCCGGAGAAGUCUCGGUACUGCUGCAAUUUUCUAUAGUUGGCUUUUCAUCAUGUCGGAAACCGAAUCUCUGGCAGCUGCAGCUGUUGCAGCAGCUACGCAGCAAAAGCAGCAGUAUCAGCAUCAGUCACAGCAGCAGCAGCAACAACAACAACAACAACAACAACAAAUGGGAGCUUCCUCCAUGGCAAACAUGGCCGCCUGGCAGUAUUCUCAAAAUCUGUACUACGGGCAAAUGUAUGGUCAAAAUUACAAUCAAAACCAAAUGUACUAUCAACAUUACAACAUGAUGAACUAUGGACAGUAUGGACAUGUGCAAGCACAAAACCUUGCACAUCAGCAAAUGCAAGCACAACAACAACAACAAACACAACAGCAGAAACCAGCCCAGCAACAGCAGCAACAACAACAACAACAGCAGCAGCAGCAGCAGCAGAACAGUCAAGGGAAGCAGCAGCCCGAGCAACCACCCAUGCCACCUACUCCAGUGACCUUUGACGAUGAUUCUGACCUUCCUCCUCUUCCUCCAGGACCUCCACCUCCUCCUGCAACCCCCAUAAAAAGUCAGCAAAAAUCACAACAGCAGCAGCAGCAGCAGCAAUCUCCAAAGCAAUCCCAGCAGUCUCAACAGUCUCCAGUUUCACAACAACAGUACAACUACAAUUACAAUUCUCCCUAUGGUAACUGGAACACCUUUCAGCAAUCCGAAACUCCUAAUUUUAGCGGAAUCCGUUUCAACUUACCCAACAAAAAAGCUGGACUAGGGUUUUCCCAACAGCAGCAGGCAAACAAUAGCAAUAAUAGCAAUAAUAAUACCAAUAGUUCAAAAAAGAAGCGUAAAAGGAAUAAAAAUCUAGCGGCCCAGUAUAUUAAUAGCUUCCCGACGCCACUUCCCAAUACUUCGGUACCCCCUCCCGGCUAUCCCCCGAACCCCAAUAUAGGCAUGAAUUUUCAAAGUCCACAACAGCAUCAGCAGCAAAUGUCUAAAAUCGAGUUGCCUCCGCUGCCGCCACCCCCAAACCCCGUUGAAAAACCACCAUCGCCACCGCCCAUCGACGAGAUCAACAUGCCCCCAGAGCGACCACCACCCCUCCCAAAGAUGCCACCUAUCAACACUUCACAACCGCCGCCACCUCUGCCACCAACAUCACAGCCACCGCCACCGUUGCCCUCGACUCCCUUCAACAGUAAGAAACUUAACAGUCCUUCCAUCUCAUCUGCUAAUUCGACUGCCUCGAAGCCGCCUCCUCCUGGCAGUCAGUCUGUCGGAGACUGGCCGGAUAGUCUCAAGAAUUACGUAAACCGCUGCUACGAAAAAUGCAAGACGGCCAUGGAUAAGGAUCAAGUCGAAAUCAUACUCAAGGGCAAGAUAACUCGCGCUGCAAAUGACGGUUCAUUGUGGAUCAAGGAUUGGGACCGUGAGCCCUUGCCCAGUAUUUACAGCGAGCGUAUGACCAUGACGAUCAAGCCGAUGAAUACCACGGUCAUGCCAGGUCUUCAGCGGAAGUCGUCAGGGCUGUCGAUGACUCUCGGAGCUCGGUUAGGCAUUAGGAUGUCGGCUGGUGGCUCGCAUCAGUCCAACAACAGCAGCUUUAGUGGCAACAUGAGCCUCAACUCCAGCGUCUCUUCGCAUCGCAGAUCAAAGUCCAAGAGCCGCUCGAGGUCGCGUUCACGCUCCCCGGCACCACGUAAGUACAAACGCAGCACCUCGUCCUCGUCGUCCGGCGAACGGGAAUACAAGCAGCCAGCCAUAUCCAACAACCAGAAAAACAAGAACAAACGAGGUGGCCACAACAACAACAACGCCAAUCAGAACGCUAACAACAAACAGAACAAGAAGAACAAGAAUAAAAAAAUCAACAAGGCCAAUUGCCACUUUUAUUCAGAGUUCGGUUUGACGGGCGGUAACGUUGACGAGUUUGGCACAAAGGAGAAGCUGCAGCAACGAGCUGCGCGCUUCAACAACGACUCGUGCUCGAAACCCACGGUACAAGUUAGCAGUGGCUUUGUCAAAAGCGAGGCUUACUCCAGACCCUCGUCUACAGUCGGUGCAGUGAACAUUACCAGCAACAUUAUGAGGGACACUGACCCCAAUACCGAAAUCGACUUCUCGGGUCUGCACAUAGUUGGCACCUGCAGGGAUCUGGAGAAGCCUUAUCUGCGUCUCACCUCGGCACCGGAACCAUCGGCCGUGCGACCAGUCGGUGUUCUACAAAAGUCCCUUGCACAUGUUAAAAAACGCUGGGUUUCUAAACAAGACUAUCGUUACACGUGCGAUCAGUUAAAAUCGAUCCGACAGGAUCUAACAGUGCAGGGCAUACGAGACUCGUUUACAGUCAACGUGUACGAGACUCACGCCCGAGUCGCGCUCGAGCGCGGCGAUCACGAGGAAUUCAAUCAGUGUCAGACGCAGUUAAAAAUGCUGUACUCUGAGAUUGGUGGUGAAAAUCGUUGCGAGUUUGUCGCUUACCGUAUCCUGUAUUAUAUCUUCACAAAGAACACAUUAGAUCUAACGACAAUACUCGCAGCGCUUACGGAAAAAGACAAAAAAGACGAAUGUGUAGCUCACGCGUUGAAAGUUCGAUCGGCUUGGUGGUUAGGCAAUUAUCAUACUUUCUUUAAGCUUUACAAAACAGCCCCUAGAAUGGCAGCGUUCCUCAUGGAUUGGUUUACUGCCCGGGAGAGGAAGAUUGCUCUCAAACAGAUGAUUAAAAUUUACCGGCAAAAUUUGGUGGUCGAUUUCAUCGUUGCGGAAUUGGCAUUCGAUAAUCUGGAGAAGUUUUAUGAAUUUGUUGCUGAGUUUGGGUUAGCUUACGCUGAUCCCGAACGUACGCAGCUUGACUGCAAGACAAGCAGUACUUCUGUCGGUACCUGGUAAAGGCCUAAAAUAAUAAGCAAGAGUCUGGCAUUUGAAUUUUCAAAAACCACUUUCCACUUCACAACCUAUCGAAUUUUACGUUCUCAUAUUGAACAAAAAUUCAACGAAACAAAGCCCAAACGACGGGCAAUCAAAUAAUCAACAAAUACGCUUAUCAUACAGCGUAAAUAUCUUCUUGUUUCCAAUGGUCCCUCCAUUAAACGGGUCGAGAGUGUGUGUUACAAUGGCAAGAACUUCGUUGUUUCUUCUACUAGUGUUCCCAGAAAUUACUUUCUACGUAAGAGAAGAGCUAUGAUAGCGUUAAACAAAGCUACCGCUCCCCGAAUCAGAUAUUUGGAAGAGAACCCACGGCUUUGUUAAGUUAGUGUGUAUACAAACGGUAUAAAUGUAUAUUAUUAGACAGCCUAAGGGCGCACUAUUCCAAAUAUUCGAUUCUUUGGAAGGAAUAAGUCUUUGUACAAAUUUCACUCGGAAAAUUAUCAGUUGAAACGUUGUCUUCUACGUUCAAGUUAUUUUAUUUAAUCUUCUAAGUGCAUCCCUCAUUCCCGACGCUUACACCUAAGUGUUGUAGUAAGGUGAUUAAUUUCUUCUACUUUUUUUUUGAGUACCCAUUUUAAAAGUCGUGUCCAACAACACACGAUGACAGUAUUUAUACAUAUAUAUAUAUAUAUAUUCCUAAGUGCGUAAGACGGUUCAUUAAAUAAUGUAUUUGUUCACUUAGUGAGCAAUGCUAAAAGAUUAAUUUUUCUCAUCAUGAUUAUCCCACGAUGUUUCGCUACUUCAAAUUUAUUAAAUAAAAUGAUAAUUCACGUCAUCCAAAAUAUUUGUUCUCUUUAUCUCGUAAAGAAAUUUAGAGCGCUGUUGUUCAUCAUCAUGCAAAUAAUGAAAUGAAUCUACGAUUAAAAAUUUUCGAGUUCUACUUUUAACAGCUAUUUUCUCAUUAAUUUUGACGCUGACCUACAAGACGUCACGAUUUUUAAAGACGCAAAAAGAUUACAGAUUAAUAAAAAUGGAAACCUCGAAAAAUACCAAUGUUUUGGGAACCUGCCAGGCGAAUUCACCAGGUCUUCAGCUAGCCAAAGAUAACGUAUGUAUCCACACAUAAAAAGGACACGGAGUAGAUGAAAAUUUCCGAUUUCCAAGGACCAGAAGCAGGACAACGCAGCGUGAAAGGGACCACACACUCACUAGGGAAGACGAAUGGAAAUCAUCUAGUCCGUGUGCCUUGAUCAGUUGAAUAUUACACAGCAGCACAUCAUUUUCAGAUAAUAACACACCGUUUAUUAGAAUUCUUUACCUAUCUGUUUGUUGAUGUUUGUGUUGAUUAUUUUUUUCCUAACCAAAAAGAAGAAUAUUUUGAUGAAUAAAUGAAUGCCCGGAUGAUAGUGAUAUUUAGAUGAUGAAAAAAAAAAAAAAUUUACGAAAGAUUGGAAGAAUGAGUAAUGAUUGUGUCGAUAAAUUACUUCUUGGAAUAUACAAAAUUAGAUCGUACAACUAACUCGCAGUGUCAUUAGCAAGAAGGAUCAGUAUAUACAUAUAAUAUAAAUACAUGAGAAUAAUUAAAUGAAAAAAAAAAUUA
This is a messenger RNA of Copidosoma floridanum, 4868 nucleotides long. RefSeq names its product leukocyte receptor cluster member 8 homolog. The record is from RefSeq and is a predicted model, not a curated record. NCBI's taxonomy places the organism in Eukaryota, Metazoa, Arthropoda, Insecta, Hymenoptera, Encyrtidae. Gene Ontology annotation, cellular component: nucleus.